Aspergillus piperis CBS 112811 is the source of this 3037-nucleotide messenger RNA. Its product is annotated as putative C6 transcription factor. Gene Ontology annotation, molecular function: DNA-binding transcription factor activity, RNA polymerase II-specific; RNA polymerase II cis-regulatory region sequence-specific DNA binding; zinc ion binding. The transcript has 3 exons. The record is from RefSeq and is a predicted model, not a curated record. Gene Ontology annotation, cellular component: nucleus. Gene Ontology annotation, biological process: positive regulation of transcription from RNA polymerase II promoter by galactose; DNA-templated transcription. NCBI's taxonomy places the organism in Eukaryota, Fungi, Ascomycota, Eurotiomycetes, Eurotiales, Aspergillaceae. Bases 418 to 2733 code for a protein of 771 amino acids.
UGAUCGUCUAACCCCGAGGCUGGCCUGCUCACUUCCCCAAAACAGGAGCUGAGUUCCCGCGUGGAUAUAUUGUGUUUUUCUUCCUCUUCACCGUCUUCGUUUGAUGAGCCUUUCUUUGCUUUUCUUCUACUUCUACCCUCAUUGUUUCCUCGGACAAUGACCACUGCAGCAACUAACUGAUUACCUGCAUAACUGACUCGGACUACUUGCUCGGUCUAUUUGAUCCACUUGCUAUUUCCUCCUCUGACAAACAAGGAUCCCUGCUCUUCGGUGCAUCUAACCUGCUGGUCUCCCUGCGACUCGGUGCCAAUGGCCCUUUCGAGUUAAUCUCGCCACCCUAAAGUGUCUCAACGGGUACACUUCCCGACUAUCCGUCAAGCAAAAGUCUCCAGCAAACUAUCCCCCGAUCGCAAAGCAAUGUUUCAUACGUUCGAAGGGUUCGAGAACCCAUCUCUUCCGACUACUGUGCGUGGACGCAACCAACGUCAACAAUCUGUCGGACGCCGAGUCACUACGCUCCGGGCCUGCACAUCUUGUCGGCACCGAAAAAUUAAAUGUGACGGAGAAAAGCCAUGUGAAGCAUGCAGAUGGUAUAAGAAAGCAGAUUUGUGUCAGUACUCUGAUCCUCGGCCAUCUCGCAGGCAUGUGGAGAAACUAUCGACCACACUCGAUGAAUUUAGAGGAGUGCUUGACAAGCUCUUCCCUGGCAUUCCAGCGGAGACCCUAGUCAACUUGCCUCGGGACAAGCUCUUGGAGCUGACAGGCAAGGGGGCUUCCCAGAUGCAGACGCAAGCGCCACACCCGGCAUCCCCAGCAACCUCGGCAUCAGUGGAGGCUCACGCAUCUCCGGCAUCCAGCGAAGACGGCAAUCUCGAGUCUUUACAAACCAUACCUGAUCACACAACUGAUGAUCGCGAAUUGAAGAGUUCCGAGCUCACGAGUACCGUGUCCGACGAUGUCAACGCUUUAUCUCUCUCGGCCAAACAGCCAUCCUCCUAUUUGGGUGUGUCUUCCAUCCAUGCUGUGUUAAAGGUGAUAGUAUGGCUAGAGCCGAGCUCCCUCUCUCACCUGUCUCGCGCACCUGCCACAGGAGUUCGUCGGGAUUCUGUCAUGGAGAUUUCUUCGCCAGAGGCCCAGGCCUGGCAGGUCUUUGGGUCUCAGUCGCACCAUGGCACUUCAACUGUGCCCGAGUCUCAACUGCUUGACGCUUACUUUACCUACUUUCAACCGUUUGUUCCAAUGCUGGACGAACAUUCUUUUCGCCAAACGUAUCUUUCUUCGCGCAGGAAGGACAAGCAAUGGCUCGCGUUGCUUAACAUUGUCUUUGCUUUGGGCAGCAUAGCAGCCACCCCUGCCGAUGACAUGUCUCAUCAAGCAUAUUAUAUGCGGUCAAAGAGCCAUUUGGAUUUGGAAAGCCUUGGUUCCCCGCACGUAGAAACCAUUCAAGCUCUGGGCCUCAUGGGUGGCUAUUACCUCCACUAUAGCAGCCAGCCCAACCUCGCGUACUCCAUGAUGGGGGCGGCAUUGCGCAUGGCCGCAGCUCUGGGCUUGCACAAGGAAGUCUCGGAUGGUCAAUACGGCAACAGCAGGAAUAGGUUAUUUUCAGUUGAUCACAAACGUCGAGUCUGGUGGUCUCUGUUCUGUCUGGACACGUGGGGUGGCAUGACCUUGGGCCGACCAAGCAUGGGUCGACUGGGUCCAGCGAUCACCGUUAAGUUGCCACAUUAUAGGGAAACAGGGAAUGUGCUCGACCUUCUACCACUUCUGGAAAAUGUUCGAUUCUGCAAGAUCGCGACACAAAUCCAGGAGGUGCUGGCCGUAGCACCGUUGACAAAGCCUCACGAAAUGGCAAAUCUUGAUAGUCAGCUUCUCGAAUGGUAUGAUAACCUCCCGUAUAUUCUCAAAGACCACGAGCCAUGCUCGGAGUCGAUCGCAAUCACGAGGACUGUCAUGAAAUGGCGAUAUUACAAUCAGCGGAUGCUCUUGUAUCGCCCCACUCUGCUCAGCUACGCCAUGCGCCGCGUACCAUACAUUGUGCUCAGGUCCGAAGAAAGGACAGCUAUUGAAAGAUGUAGGGAGAUUGCCGAGGCUACCAUACAGGAUGUAGCUACCAAGGCACAAUUCCAUCAGAUGUCGGGCUGGAACGCAGUAUGGCUUAUCUUCCAGGCUGCAAUGGUUCCUCUUCUAGGACUGUUCCUCAAUGAUGGUACAGUUGAUGACCCGAGAGCGACAGCUGAAGCAUGUCAGGCCCAAGUGGAAACAACAAUGCUUGUCCUAGAGCGCUUGGAACCUUGGAGUCCAGCCGCCAAAUCGACGCUAGAAGCCGUUUCCCGGAUCUUUGAGGCUGGUAAACGGUGCCACAAUGUCACCGGAGAAGCCCACAGCAUUAACAGCGGUAGCUGUGUGACAGCUACUGAAGAUCUUGGCGCAGUGCCUGGGGUAUCCCCGUUGCAAAUUGACUUCGGUCGCGCAAUGCCACACGAGAAUGGAUUUGUGGAUCCUUUUGAGCCCCAGUUUAUCAAUGAUUCUGCUGGGCAGUAUCUUUGGGACUUUCUUAGCUGGAGCGACAGUAACUUGUUGCAGGGUUUGGCUGAUAUUGACAAUAUCAACAACGCACCACUGUUUCCCCAGGAGGAAAGGAAUACAAAGUAUGGAAGCAGCGAGAGUACUUAUUUUGGAGGUCAAUUGGGAGAUUCAACAUUUUUCAUCAAUUCAGGGCCGUCUUUCUACUAGGGUGGUGCAGCCUCAUCGCUGCUGGUGUUCAAUUCUGUCACAUGGUGUUUUAUUAUUCGCUCGCUUGGUACUUGUUACAGCUCAUUCACUAUCUUAGCGGUUUCAGAUCACAUAGUUAUUCAUGAUUGAUGCAUUUACGGGCGAUUCGGAGGAUUUGUACUGAGAACAUGGUAUCAGGAUAGCAGAAGGUACUGCUUAGCAAUGUAUUUUCAACCUUGGAAGGCACAAACUAGCUAUGAGUCAACACAUGCUAAUGAAAUCUGAUAGAGGUGGGCACCUCUUCAUUAUGAAUCAAGAAGGAAAU